AUGGUGCCAAUUACCAGGACCAUGGUCAACCAUGGUCUCUGGGCCAUGGUCGACCAUGGUAAGACCAUGGUCAACCAUGGUUAUUUGCAAAUCAUUUCGCCUGGGUCGCAGAUAAUGAAUGUCCAUCUUUUGAGACAUUUAGCAUCAACAGUGAAGCAGUUUGGACCACUAUAUGGCUUCUCUUGCUAUGGAUUUGAAUCCAUGAAUAGCUAUCUGAAAAGUAUGGUACAUGGUACAGGUCAUGUAAAUAGUCAGGUCUGUUUUGCUGUCGGAAUGUCUAAGCAGAUUUCCAAUCUGAUACAGCAAUAUAUUCAUGGGAACAUUGAUGACACCAUUAAGUCUCUUGCAGAAUCACUUGGUUCAAAACUUAUUAAAGAAGAUAGAACUGUUAAAGGAAGAGUGACAGCACUAGGGCAGAGGAGACCACUUAACCCAGCUUCAAGCUACUACAAUGCAGUAUAUGCAGAUAUUCGUGCCAGCAACCCCUCUGUAUUCCUUCGACUUUAGAAUGGCGAGGAAGUAUUGUACUCAAAGGAAUACCAAAACAGGAAAACCAGGAACUCUUACACAAUUUGCUUUAUCAACAACCAAGAGGAAACGUAUGGUUCCAUUGUCACAUUCAUCUGCACGUCAAAGAAUUAUGUUGUUGUUGAGAAAUUCCACACUGCAGAAUUCAAACUGACCCAGGAGGACAAAGGAGCUAUCACCAACACACAAAUGUCGGAAUUCAAUAGACUUUGUGAACAUAUUAUGAUAGUGU
This is a messenger RNA of Pecten maximus, 760 nucleotides long. RefSeq lists its product as uncharacterized. The transcript is spliced from 3 exons. Bases 1 to 507 code for a protein of 168 amino acids. The record is from RefSeq and is a predicted model, not a curated record. NCBI's taxonomy places the organism in Eukaryota, Metazoa, Mollusca, Bivalvia, Pectinida, Pectinidae.